Molecule: messenger RNA, 6204 nt
Organism: Chroicocephalus ridibundus (black-headed gull)
Lineage: Eukaryota; Metazoa; Chordata; Aves; Charadriiformes; Laridae
Gene: CAPN15
Product: calpain 15
Exons: 16
Coding region: 1024-4503 (1159 amino acids)
Biological process (GO): proteolysis
Cellular component (GO): cytoplasm
Molecular function (GO): calcium-dependent cysteine-type endopeptidase activity
Source: RefSeq, a predicted model, not a curated record
GCAGGCCGGGCCGCCGGCCGAGCGGGAGGAAGGCGCCGGCGGAGCGGCCGGGCGCCGCGGCGGGCGGGCAGGCGGGAGGGAGGGGGUGGAAGUUGCCCUGCCCGGGGGAAAGUGCGGGGCCGGGGCGGGGGGGGACGACAGCAGCAGCGCGGCCGUUUUCAUCCCCAGGCAGUGUGCCCCUCCAGACGUCCCUGUGUUCACAUCCAGACCCCUUGGGAGAUCCUGCCCUGUUGCUAAUUGUCGAGAGCUGUCCAGAAUCCUUAUCGUUAAGAUCCCGCUGUGCUCCUGAGGUGUUGUGUUACCUGCUACGACGACAGCUCUCGCCAGAAUGCUAAGCAGCAGCUGCCGUCAGGGAGAGUAAGGCCAGUGGUGGGAACAGAACUAUAAAGUCACCGCCAAAGGUUCUGAAACCACAAGUGAAGAAUCUGAGUCGACCCACAACAGAGUGGCUCCUGUCUCCAGGCGGGACCGAGCUCCAGCCCGUCGCCAGCUGGAUGCCGCGGGAAGCACAGAGGCUUCUGAGAGCUCAAGUUCAAGUGGAUGCUGAUUGAGUGACCUAAAAUGUGAGCUUGGUGCAGCAGCCGCUCCUCUGAACAGACGGGGUGUGCAGAGACCGUCUAGCAUGCUCCUCCAAGCGGGCCGCUCAGCCGGUGCCAACAGCAGCCGUUCGAUUCCAGGGACGCCAGGCUGACCUCCCACCAACUGGGACCUGCAGAGCAGAAACUGUGUUGAGCUUUGGACGCCUCUUCCUCUGCCUGCAUACUUAUGAAGAGUCAGUGCUGGGCAUUAAAUGCAGCUCAGCCCAACUCAGCUGCUGUGUAUGAGUUUCUCCUCUGUUAAAGUUGAGCCAGAACCAGUUUCAAGGCAGCUGGAAGAAGAACCGACCUUCCUUUCUCCAGUGUGUUGGGAUCUUUACAGCAGCCCAUGCCGCAGCGCCUCGCCUGUUCCACCCGAACUGCCCGUGCCACUGGCUUGGACCUAACCUAGGAUAAAUCUCAGCGUGGCCGGGGGCGGGGGGGAACCAUGGGGAGCUCUGCCUCAUCGCUGGCCGCAGAGACGGAGUCGGACCAUGGCUUCACUAGCGCACCCUACCCGGGGCACCCAGCCGUGAGCUGGUAUAGGAGUAGUCACAGUGGCCCCGUUUGGGAAAGUGCCCUUAUAACGCGGCAGCAUCAGCAUUUACACCACCGGGUGCGAAGCCACUCCCACUCUCCCGGCUCCAUGGCUGCCGUCCGCGAGUGGUCCUGCACCCGCUGCACCUUUCUGAAUCCCGUCGGCCAGCGGCAGUGCUCCAUAUGCGAAGCCCCCCGCCAGAAGCCCGACCUCAACCACAUCCUGCGGCUCAGUGUGGAGGAACAGAAAUGGGCUUGUGCCCGCUGCACCUUCAGGAACUUUCUGGGCAAGGAAGCCUGCGAGGUAUGUGGCUUCACCCCGGAGCCAGGGCCCAGCGGCUCCCCCUUGCCCGUCAUCAACGGCAUCUUGCCCAAGCCCGCCGUGCUUGUGGAGCCCAAGGGCACGUCCAAGGAGGAGGCUGCCAAGGCAGAAAGCAGCAGCGAGGACUCGGAGGGGAAGAGCCCCGAUGAAGCGGAGCUGGAGAAUGGCUGGGCUUGCCAGCGCUGCACGCUGCACAACACGCCGGUGGCCAACUCCUGCUCUGCCUGUGGUGGCCCACGCAAGCUCUCCCUGCCCAAGAUCCCACCAGAGGCGCUGGUCGUCCCUGAAGUCAUCACCCCUGCCGGAUUUCACAUGGCCCCCUCUACCCCGCAGCCGUUGGUCUCUGCAGAGAUCUCUGAUGGUGACGCCGCAGCCACCCAAGGCCCAGUGGCUAUGGAACAAGAGGCCCAGAAGAUACCACCCUUCAGUCCCUUCUCCCCGGGGCUCCAGAACAACCCUGUGCCCCGAAGCCGCCGGGAGGUGCCCCCUCAGCUGCAGAUGCCGGGGCCCGAAGCCUCCCAGCCCGUGGCUCAGGGCGCAGCGGGGCAGAAGGGCUCUCCGCAGGGUCAGGCCAGGGCUGCCCCAGCUGCCCGCUUCCAGGAGCUGCUGUCUAACAAGCGGCUGAGCGUGCUGGAGGAGGAGAUGGAGGUCAGUCCGUCCCACUGGAAGUGCAGCUCCUGCUCCCUGCUUAACUCCGCUGGGGCCAGCAAAUGCGAGGCUUGCAGUGCCCAGAAAGGCAGCGACACCAUCAAUCUGGUGGGGGACUCAGUGAGAUUCACCCCGUGCAGCCCCUCCAGCCCUGACUUCACUACCUGGUCCUGUUCCAAGUGCACCCUCAAGAACCCCACCCUGGCCCAGAAAUGCAAAGCCUGCGGCUCCUCCAAGCUGCAUGGCUUCCAGGAGCACGGCACGCAGGGCGAGCCCUCCCCCCGCUGCCCCGACUGCGGGGCUUGCGACAAGGGCGGCUGCUCCUCUUGCAGCAGCAAAGCUCCGUCCGCCCGCAAGGUCGCCCGUCUCUUCCCGUCCCAGCUGCCCACCAGCCAGGAGAGGCCGGGCCAGUGGGCUUGUCCCGCUUGCACCUUGCUCAAUGAGGUGAAGGCCAAGCACUGCGUGGCCUGUCAUACCCCGCAGCAGUACGUGGCCCAGCGCAAGGGCCUCAAACCCCUGAAGAGACGGGAGAGCAUGCACGUGGAGAAGAGGCGGCAGACGGACGAGGGAGAGGCCAAGGCCCUGUGGGAAAACAUCGUGACCUUCUGCCGGGAGAACAAAGUCAAUUUUGUAGAUGACAGUUUCCACCCUGGGCCCAAGUCCGUGGGAUUCCCGGAAGGCGACAGCGUGCAGCAGAGGGUGAAACAGUGGCUGCGACCCCACGAAAUCAACUGUAGCAUCUUCAAGGACCGAUCGGUGAAGUGGUCGGUGUUUCGGACGCCCAGGCCCUCGGAUAUCCUGCAGGGACUGCUGGGAAACUGCUGGUUCCUCAGCGCCCUGGCCGUGCUGGCCGAGCGGCCGGAGCUGGUGGAGAGGGUGAUGAUCACCAGGACGUUGUGCCCAGAGGGUGCCUACCAGGUGCGGCUCUGCAAGGAUGGCACGUGGACCACGGUGCUGGUGGAUGACAUGCUGCCCUGCGAUGAAUGCGGGUACCUCCUCUUCUCGCAGGCCCAGAGGAAGCAGUUGUGGGUCGCCCUCAUUGAGAAGGCGCUGGCCAAGCUUCAUGGUUCGUACUUUGCCCUCCAGGCGGGGCGUGCUAUCGAAGGCCUGGCUACACUAACGGGUGCCCCCUGCGAGAGCCUGAUGCUGCAGGUCAGCUCCACUAACCCUCGCGAGGAGCCCAUUGACACUGACCUCAUCUGGGCCAAAAUGCUGAGUUCUAAGGAGGCUGGGUUCCUCAUGGGCGCGUCCUGUGGCGGAGGUAACAUGAAAGUGGACGAUGUGGCCUACGAGAAUAUGGGUCUGCGUCCACGACACGCCUACUCCAUCCUGGACGUGCGGGAUGUCCAAGGCUUCAGGUUACUGCGGCUCCGAAACCCCUGGGGCCGCUUCUCCUGGAACGGCAGCUGGUCCGACGAGUGGCCGCACUGGCCGGCUCCCUUGCGUCACGACCUCAUGCCCCACGGCAGCAGCGAGGGCGUCUUCUGGAUGGAGUACAGCGAUUUCAUUAAGUAUUUCGACUCCGUGGAUAUCUGCAAGCUCCAUUCGGACUGGCACGAGGUGCGUGUGCAGGGCAUGUUCCCCAACAAGGCCAAUGGGCCAGUGACGGUGACAUCGCUGACAGUGUUGGAGCGUGCCGCCCUGGAGUUUGCCCUCUUCCAGGAGGGCAGCAGGCGGUCGGAUACAGUGGACAGCCACUUGCUGGAUUUGUGCAUCAUGGUUUUCCGGGCCACCUUCACCAGCGGCAACAAGCUGAGCCUGGGCCGGCUGAUGGCUCACAGCAAACGAGCCGUCAAGAAGUUCGUCAACUGCGAUGUGAUGCUGGAGCCGGGCGAGUACGCCGUGGUGUGCUGUGCCUUCAACCACUGGAGUGCCACCUUGGCAGGCCCCGCCACCACCCAGGCAUCCAGUCCCACCAGCAGCCGACCGGCCACCGAUUAUUCCGGCUAUAUCCUAGCCAUCUACAGCUCCCGCUUGGUGAUGGUGGAGCAGGUGGAGGCGCAGCCCACCACGUUGGCGGACGCCAUCAUCCUGCUGACCGAGAACAAGGGCGAGCGCCAUGAGGGCCGCGAGGGAAUGACCUGCUACUACUUGACGCACGGCUGGGCAGGGCUCAUUGUGGUGGUGGAGAACCGGCACCCCAAAUCCUACCUGCACGUCCAGUGCGACUGCACCGACAGCUUCAACGUCGUCUCCACGCGCGGCAGCCUCAAAACGCAGGACAGCGUCCCCCCCCUGCACAGGCAGGUGUUGGUGAUCCUCUCCCAGCUGGAGGGUAACGCCGGCUUCUCCAUCACCCACCGCCUGGCGCACCGCAAAGCCACCCAGGCCUUCCUCAAUGAUUGGAUGUCGACGAAGGGCACCCACAACCCGCUGCUGACGCCCGAGGUUGCCGGGCUCCACGGGCCUCGGCCCCUAUGACGAAGCGCCUCCCCCUCCCCGCUCCGCUCCCCCGUUAUUUUCACCUGGGGUCACCCCCUGAGCUGUCAGCGUUGAGCCGUGGGGCAGAACCGGAGCAUCACACCCAGCACUUUGCCCUGCGCCGUGGGGCCGGGGCGAGCUCUCAGGGCCAGGACCAGCUCUGCCCGCCGCCCCGGCCCACCCCCCCGGCCCCCCACGCACUUUAUGGAGGAGCGGCGGGGGGCACGGGGCCAUCUCAGGAUCCCACCUGCCCCAUACCCGCGCUGGGACCCUCGGCCGGCCCCGGGGGGCUGUGGGAGAGGAGGGGGUGGCUGGAGGUUGCUGUCAAGGCCCUUCACAGGCACCACGCUCAGGACUCUGCCCCCUCCCGCGGCGCCAGGGCCCUGGCGCUGCACAAAUAAGAAUAUACCUCUGACGUCUGUCCGUCUGUGUGACCCUCCGUCUGUCCCGGGGCCCUUCCCACUGUCUUGUUCCCCCCCUUGCCCGUUGCUGGGACCAAUGUGGCACCGCAGCCGAGCUGGGGGGGUGCUGGGGUUGCCCCACGGCUGCUCGUGGCGGGGAUCCACUGCGGUGCCUGGACCCCCCCACCCCCAUCCACCUCACCCGUCCCGGGUGCCCCCCAGGCCGUGCCCGGGCAGGGGAGGGGGAGGAGAGGGCGCUGGGUUGUUGUAGAAAGCUGCCGCUGCUGGGUUUUCACCGCACCUGGGGGCAAAAAGCAGAGGUGCCCUCCAGGGUGGGGAGCGGGGCCACAGGGCGAUGCUAUGCCGGGAUGGGGGGGCGGCCUGCGGCAGUGGGGACCCCCCUCAACUCGUCACACCAGUGUUACUAUGCAAAGGCGGCCGCUGAAAGCAGUGGCUGGAGAGAAGCCAUGCGGCCCGAGCUGGGCUCAGCCCCCCCAACCCCGGGCACUGCGCUGCGGGGGCGAAGGGCAGCAGGUACGGACCCAGGGCUCUGCCGUGUUGCCCUGUGCUGGGGGGGACACAGUGAUUUUGGGAAAGGAGGUGGGGGGGAGCAGAGAACCCCGUCCUUCGGAGGGUCCCGUGGAAGGCAGUGAGCACAAAGCCAAGGCUUGCACGAGCCUGGGGGGUGCUCCGUGGUGGGGGCUGACACCCCCCCACCUCCCCCCCUGCCCCCGAAAGCGGGGCAUCAUGGCUCUCUGUGGGUGCGCGCGUGUGUGUGUGUGUGUGUUUUGGGGGUCCCCCGGUGUCACCCUCCCCUUCCCAGGCUGUGGGGACCUGCACCUGCGGGGUUGUGGGGGGGGGACGUUGGGAGACGCUGGGCCCUGUGAUGGCAGGGACCGGGCUGGGCAGGGGGACGCGUGGGCUGCGUGUCCCUCUGUGUCUCCCCCCGAGGGGUGGGCAGGGGGUGCAUUGUCGUGGCACCCUCCCGGCCCCCCUGGCCGGGGCUGCUGAGCCAGGCUCUGUCCGUAUUUCUGUUUGUUGGUCUGUUUUCUCUCUUCCCUUCUCCUUCCUCUUUGGGAUGAUUUGUCCUUCACUUUUUUUUCUUUUUUUUUUUUCUCCUCUCUGUCUUUCUGAGCUGUGAAUAUUUUUAACCCUGUAAAUACUGUCCAGCUCUUCAGAAACAUAGGAUAUUUUAUCAAUUGUAAAUCAGAUAAGUAAUCCCUGUAUGAUACGAAUUAUCCAUGGGUGGUUUUCAAACUCAGGUUCUGAUGGACCAAAUAAAGUUUUGUUUUUUACUGAA